UCCUCCCUCGCGUUCCGCCCCGGCCGGGCGCGCUGCCGGCAGCAUGGCGGGGGAGGCGGGCGGCGCCGCGCUGGGCCGCGCGGCCGACAAGCUCUUCUCUCUCAGCGGGCUCUUCGCCGUCCGCAAGCCCAAGGGACCCACCUCGGCCGCCGUGCUCAACCUGCUCAAGGAGAGGCUGCUGGCAGAAGCUGGUGUGCAAACAAAAGGGAACAAAAGAAAUCAGGUUUUGAAAAUUGGACAUGGAGGAACUUUGGACAGUGCAGCCACAGGAGUUCUGGUGGUUGGUAUUGGAAAAGGAACAAAGAUGCUGGGGACUAUGUUGGCAGGUUCCAAGAAGUACACUGCCAUCGGAAUGCUGGGCAAGGCUACUGAUACAUUAGAUGCUACAGGAAAAGUAACUGAAGAAAAACCUUAUGACCAGGUAACAAAAGGAGAUCUUGAAAAUGUUCUGCAAAAGUUCACAGGGGACAUCAUGCAAGUUCCCCCACUCUAUUCUGCUUUGAAGAAGGAUGGAGAAAGGCUUUCAACUCUGAUGAAGAGAGGGGAAGCAGUGGAAGCAAAGCCUGCUCGGCCAGUGAGAGUGUACAGCCUUUCUCUCCAGCAGUUCCAGCCACCACUGUUCACGCUGGGUAAAGAUGUUGAAUGUGGUGGUGGCUUUUAUGUCAGGAGCCUGGUCAAUGACAUUGGCAAAGAGCUCUCCACCUGUGCCUCGGUGCAGGAGCUGACGCGCACCAAGCAGGGGCCGUUCACGCUGGAGGAACACGCCCUGCACGAAGACAAGUGGACAAUUGAUGAAAUUGCUCAGUCCUUGGAGCACUGCACAGCCCUGCUCCUGGGAGAGCCAGCUCGGAAAAAAUUGAAGACAGAGCAUCCAGGUGAAACUGCUGCGAUCUGUGAGGAUAAGUGAUAAGUUGGAUCAAGGAAAAAGACUGGAUGAUUGAGAUGUUUUAAGAUUGGACUGGGAUUGUCUCGCCUCCUGUGUAAAUCUGCAAGUCUCUGCUGGGAAGGUGACAAACUGCAACACAAGAGAAAUGGUUCUUUUGUUUCCUGGGGUUAGAAUGUGCACUGAAAAUAUUCAGUGCUAAGUGUUUCUUGAUUGUUUAUUUUCCUUCUUGCACGCUGUAACUGAUGCCAAAUUUUUAUAGACUUUUGAAGAACUUUUAGGGUGCAAGAUGGCUGCUGUAGAGAAUUCCUCAAUAAAAAAAUUAUUUACAAUAA
This is a messenger RNA of Motacilla alba alba, 1218 nucleotides long. It is a transcript of the gene TRUB1, whose product is annotated as TruB pseudouridine synthase family member 1. The transcript has 8 exons. Gene Ontology annotation, cellular component: mitochondrion. Gene Ontology annotation, molecular function: pseudouridine synthase activity; RNA binding. The coding region runs from base 44 to 907 and encodes 287 amino acids. NCBI's taxonomy places the organism in Eukaryota, Metazoa, Chordata, Aves, Passeriformes, Motacillidae. The record is from RefSeq and is a predicted model, not a curated record. Gene Ontology annotation, biological process: mRNA pseudouridine synthesis; tRNA modification.